UAUCAUACAGCCCCCAAGUAUAUUGCGACAUGUUCUCGACCGAUAUCCUCGCUGGAAACCCUAACCCGAAACGAUUACCUGAGCUACAGGCCCGUGCGCCCACGCCAGAGCCCAUCAUGGGGCAAUUGCGGAAGUUCCGUGGUGGGCCGUAGGCGAUAGACAGACUUGGCGAGUUCAGAAGGUAGGCGAUUCCACAGCUGGAAAUUCAGUCGACACGACCGUCAUCUCCGACAACGACGACAAACCAUCAGAAUCACCGACUCCCACAAACAGCUAGUAAAUAAAAGGGGUCCACACAUCCCGAUCCAGCAACUGCGAUAUCGAGACUGGCCUUUGCUCGGUACACCACCAUUGACGGUCGCAUCGAUUGCUCUUUGAGCGCUAGUAAAGGAGGGUGCAUGUGACCAGACAGGCACUAUACCCUUGGCUAUCUACCCAACCCUCAGAGCUCCCUACUUCUGGUUGGAUACAAGCCCAGCUCGGUCCGGUGGCACAUCGCGUCCUCGCCAGUACCUGCGUAUCGACUCCUCGCAGCUCGUCACGUAUAAUACUCUCGGCGGAGAGGGCUUGGCUUGCCCACCGUCGCAACAUUGCGAUUGUUCAACGGGAUCGGCCCACCUGCGCGUCCUGAUUUCACCCACCCACCCGAGCCACAACCUGCUGCGCUCCAAAGCUUCGCUCCGACCCCGGCUGGCCGUCGCCUAUUUAUCUGUGCAGCACACCUAGGCUGCAUAAGGCUCACCACCGUCACAAAUACCUACUUAUAUCUCCUCCGCCGCGGGCGGAGACAUUCACGCCACCAUGUCGGCCCCUCAGGGAGGUGACUCUAAGCUCUUUGCUCGAGGCAAAGUUGCGGAGCUCCGUCUCGAGCUGAACAGCGGUGGCAAAAAAGACAAGAACUUCACGGCGAAGAAGAUUGCGUUGAAGAAGAUCGUGGCCAACAUGACCAUGAGCAAUAAUGACAUGGUCGCCCUGUUUCCAGAUGUGAUAGGCUGCAUGCAUAUAGAGAGUCUUGAGAUCAAGAAGAUGUGUUUUCUCUUCCUCGUUAACUACGCCAGGAUGCGACCGGAGAUUGCCAUAAAGGCGAUUCCCGUAUUGGAAUAUGAUAUGCGAGAUUCAAAUCCUUUGGUCAGGGCUCUAGCAUUACGGACCAUGUCUUACAUCCACGUGCGGGAAUUUGUCGAGGCGACGGUACCGAUUGUGAAGCAAAUGUUGAAGGAUUCAGAUCCAUACGUCAGGAAAACGGCAGCAUUCUGUGUUGCAAAGCUUUACGACCACGACAAGCAGAUGGUGGAGCAGUCAGACCUCAUUGACCGGCUCAAUGGUUUACUGCGCGACGACAACCCGACCGUCGUGGCAAGUGCUCUUGCUUCGCUCAUGGAUAUUUGGGAGCGAAGCGACGCUAUCAAGCUUACCAUCGACUAUGGCAACGCUUCGAAAAUGGUUGCUAUUUUGCCGGACUGCUCAGAAUGGGGACAAACGUACAUUUUGGAAGCGUUGAUGUCGUACCUACCCGUAGACUCAGGGGAGGCUCUGCUGCUUGCAGAGAGAAUAGCCCCUCGGCUCUCCCAUUCUAAUUCGGCAGUUGUGCUCACCUGCAUCAGGGUCAUACUCUACCUAAUGAACUACAUCUCAGACCAAAAGCAAAUUUCUGCGCUUUGCAGAAAAUUGUCACCGCCACUGGUCACAUUGCUGGCCAAGGGCCCCGAGGUGCAGUACCUAGCUCUGAGAAAUGCGCUGCUCAUUCUGCAGCGGCGUCCCGAGGUGUUGCGCAACGACAUCAGGGUCUUCUUUUGCAAGUACAACGAUCCAAUUUACGUCAAGGUCACCAAGCUGGAGCUCAUUUUCAUGCUCGCCAACGAGAGAAACAUUGACGAGGUUCUUACAGAGCUGCGGGAGUACGCAACCGAGAUUGAUGUCCACUUUGUUCGCAAGGCAGUCCGCGCAAUCGGCAAGUUGGCCAUCAAGAUCGAGCCAGCAGCACCGCGAUGCAUCGACCUUCUGCUGGAGCUUGUUGCAACAAAAGUAACUUACAUUGUACAAGAGGCGACAGUGGUCAUCCGGAAUAUCUUCCGCAAAUAUCCAAACCAGUACGAGUCGAUCAUUGGCACUCUGUGUGAACAUCUCGACUCACUGGACGAGCCUGAGGCCAAGGCUGCAAUGGUUUGGGUUAUUGGCCAGUAUGCAUCUCGAAUUGAGAAUAGCGACGCUCUACUUGAGGAUUUCCUAUACUCAUUUGCAGAUGAGCCCGUGGAGGUACAGCUAGCGCUGUUGACUGCAACGGUAAAGCUCUUCAUACAACGCCCCACAAAGGGACAGGAGCUGGUCCCCAAGGUUCUUAAAUGGGCUACAGAGGAGACUGAUAACCCGGAUUUGCGCGACCGGGCAUACAUGUACUGGAGACUGCUAUCAACCGAUAUUGCUAUGGCGAAGCAAAUCGUCAUGGGCGAGAAGCCUCCCAUUACGGCAGAGUCAGAGCGCCUCGAUCCGGCCACGCUUGAAGAGAUGUGUCUAAACGUUGGCACGCUAGCUACUGUCUACUUGAAGCCAGUACAGACCGUCUUCCGCUCAGCGCGACCGAGACGUCUCCUUGACUCGCCUGCUUUACAGCGGCAGCUACUGCCCCCUGGAUCGGGACCGCUCGCGCCACCGGGUCCUUAUGAGAACAAUAAGAGCCUCAGCAUGUUCGGGCAAGGGGGCAGGCCCGCCAAUGUUGACCCCAGAGACGGGAGCCGGGGCAACGCUCUCGAUUCUAGCGGCGGAAACCUAGCCCAGGCAGUCAGUGAUGCCGAUGCAUACUUUGCGGGCGUUGGGGCUCAAGCGAUGGCCAACAUGAGAGUCGAGGAGAGGGAUACCUUUGGGGGAACUAGCGGUGUCGACAUGGGUGGCGGAGGAUAUGUGGUCAACCAGUACACGCCUCAGACUGUGCUGCAACCGGGACAAGAUAAUAGGAACGGGGACUUGUUGAUGCUCUGAGUAUAAUGUAGCUCAGGGCUUGCUGAUAGUUCAUGAUCGUAUAUAAAUUUGUGUUUCAACCCAUGCUCAUGUCUGUACCAACUGAUGGCUUAUUACGCUUUCUGCGUAGUCUGUCAGUCUUGGAGACUCAGCUGAGAAAAACUGCCAAACUUAUUCGAAAAGAAAGAUCCAAUGCUCAUUUUCGGAACUCGUUCUCGACACGAACUAUGCACAGGUGGAGGUUAUGGG
Molecule: messenger RNA, 3204 nt
Organism: Pyricularia oryzae 70-15
Lineage: Eukaryota; Fungi; Ascomycota; Sordariomycetes; Magnaporthales; Pyriculariaceae
Product: AP-2 complex subunit beta
Exons: 5
Coding region: 802-2976 (724 amino acids)
Biological process (GO): intracellular protein transport; vesicle-mediated transport
Cellular component (GO): membrane coat
Molecular function (GO): clathrin binding
Source: RefSeq, a predicted model, not a curated record